This is a messenger RNA of Tachyglossus aculeatus (Australian echidna), 805 nucleotides long. RefSeq lists its product as uncharacterized. NCBI's taxonomy places the organism in Eukaryota, Metazoa, Chordata, Mammalia, Monotremata, Tachyglossidae. The transcript has 6 exons. The coding region runs from base 1 to 774 and encodes 257 amino acids. The record is from RefSeq and is a predicted model, not a curated record.
AUGAUCCGGGCAGCAUACGGAAGUUCCUAUGUUCCUAUACUUAAAAGCUCGCUGUCAGUUAGAAAACACGAGUAUGAUAAAGCGGCCGUAACCAAGAAGGACCAACAAGACAUCUCCGUUCUGCCUGCAGUUGCUGGUAUCAGGCUACAAAGUGUGAUGUUAGUUGGCAACCAGUACUUGAAAACACCUUGUGAAGCUGGGAGGAUCCCAUUCGCUGGCUUAGCCAAGAAGGACCAACAAGAAAUCUCAGCUCUUCCCUCAGGUGCUGGUGGUGGAACUAUAAGCACUAUGAAUUCAAGGAACCACUUCGCCUCCUGUCAAGGGCAUUGUUCGGUCAACAGGUUCAGCAAUGGUUUAAGAAGGUCAGAGGUUGAGAGUAAAGACAACAACUUUAGCAACAUUCUCGCCUGGAACAUGACCAGGAAAGAACUUGAAAAUCACAUACCACACAUUUCAACUUAUCAGCAUGAUUUCAACCAGCAGAAAAGCACCUUACGUGGGCAGUUGUUUCUUCAGAACUGCAGCUUGCAGGAGAAAGUGAAGAAGUUUCAGCAAACAUCACCUAGUGCAUAUCAGCAACAAUUGUGCAACUACCAUAAGAACUACUAUCUGCGCAACAAAGAAGAGUCAGAAGUUAAGAUCAAGCAGGACGUUGAAGGUCCAACAAAUGUCACAGGAAUUUUCGAAGUUCCUUUAGAAAAUGCAAGAAGGAAGCCCAUCUCAAUGAAUUUCACCAUUUACGACUGCUUAACUUGGCCAGCAUCAUUAAAAUAAGCCAAUCUCAGUGACGCAAUUUCAGCAAAAA